GUCAAAAAAAGCUGAAACCGGCGCUCAAAAUCUACGGGGUUGGGCCACCGCUGGCCGAGUCACAGCUCUUCGUCGACGACUCCGCAGCGCUGACCACGCGCUCUCGCGAUCGCAACGCCUCUGGCUGCGCUGGGAAGGAGCACCAAGCCAAAACGAGUUAAAAGGAAAUCAGCAGGCUCGGCCGGGUAGCUAGGCGGCCUAGCUCUAAGCAAAGCAAAUCAACCGACAGCGGGAUCGCGCGGCGGCAGCGCGCGGCGGCACCGAGGACAUGGCAGCCAUGGCCGACGGCGAGGGCGACGAGAAAGCUUUGAGGUUCUACACGGCCUGUUUUGAUGGCAAUUUGGACGAAGUUCAGAGGAUCGUGCAGGGCAAUCCUGAUUUAGAAUUAAAUAGGGUGAUCCACGGCGGCACGGCGUUCGCGGCGGCGGUGCAGAACUCGCACGUCGACGUGGUGCGGUACCUCGCGGGCCUGGGCGCGGACAUGGAGACGCCGAUCCACGACGGCGCGACGCCGGCCUUCAUCGCGUGCUAUCGGGGCAACGUCGAGAUCGUGCGGUUUUUGUGUAGCCAGAUGGUAAAUUUGGAAACCCCAAACGCGAACGGGAACACGCCCUUUGCCAUCGCGGCGCAACAUAGAAGGCUGGAUAUCGCGGAAAUAUUAUUGCAGCACGGCGUGAACAUCGCGCCGGUCAACAAGAAAGGGAGCACGCCCUUUUUUUUCGCGUGCCAAGAGGGCAACCUGGACGUGGUCAAGUUCCUGGUGCGGAACGGCGCCGACGCACGACUGGGAAAGAACGGCAUCUCGCCCUUCCACAUGGCCUGUUAUCGCGGGCAUUUAGAUGUGGUCACUUACUUGGUCGUAGAGGUCGAGGUCGACGCGCGCGCGGUCGACGGAAGUGGAAGGACGCCUUUGGAAGUAGCGCGGCGGGCGAAGAAGGCGGACGUCAUCAACUUCCUCGAGCAGAUCGACGCGGAGAAGGACAAGGGGAUUGAUCCAUUACCGCUCUGCGCCGGGCCGAACGGGUCCUGCUCCGACGCGGGCUGCGCGCUGUCGUAGUCGCUUUUUACUAAUACUCUAUACUUCC
This is a messenger RNA of Pelagomonas calceolata, 1085 nucleotides long. Lineage: Eukaryota; Pelagophyceae; Pelagomonadales; Pelagomonadaceae. The record is from the annotation of a GenBank genome assembly.